Messenger RNA from Eleginops maclovinus (Patagonian blennie), 5614 nucleotides. RefSeq lists its product as uncharacterized. Gene Ontology annotation, biological process: positive regulation of cell size; positive regulation of translation. Lineage: Eukaryota; Metazoa; Chordata; Actinopteri; Perciformes; Eleginopidae. The record is from RefSeq and is a predicted model, not a curated record. The transcript is spliced from 3 exons. Bases 866 to 2422 code for a protein of 518 amino acids.
CCCAGGCAGCGUUUAAUUGCAGAGUGCAAAAAGCUUUGGUUUGGCUAAUGAGCUCAGCAGCACCGGAGCUGGGACUCUUUUAACGCAAAUCUCUGACAGACAGAAACACACAUAAGGAGUCCUUUUUCCUGGCGGCUGGAGUUUGGGUGGAGGAGAAAGAAGGAACUCCUAAAUUCAGGUACAGGCGACUCUGUGAGAGAAUAUACCAGAGGCAGGAUACGGAGUAAGAGGUGGAGUGAGAGAGAGGAGAGCGGGAGAGGGGAGGGGAGGAAACGGGAAAUACACAGUCACAGAGAGAGAGAGCGAGAGAGAGGGAGAGACUAGAAGCCUGCAGCAGCAAAUGAGACAGAACAACGAGGCGGGAGAGGUAGAGAGACAGAGAGGGAGGGAGGUGGAGAGGGGCCCCGUGUAGGAGAGAGGGCUACAGGGUGAGGAAGAAGGAGUAGAGAAAAAGUUAGAAGUAGUAACAGAAAGAAGGUCCAGCAAAAGAGUGGUGCAAAGAUUAACAACUACAGGAGAGAAGAAGGAGGAGAAGGAGAAGAAGGAGAAGGAGAAGAAGAAGGAGAAGGAGAAGGAGAAGGAGAAGGAGAAGAAGAAGAAGAAGAAGAAGAAGAAGAAGGAGAAGAAGAGAAGAAGAAGAAGAAGAAGAAGAAGAGAAGGAGAGAAGAAGAAGAAGAGAAACAACAGACAGGAAGGAAGGGGAGGUCUUGGGUAGAGAGGAGGAAAAAAAAGGGCUGAAGAAAAGUUUUUCUUGUGGGAAGACGCAGAUGAGGAAAACAGAGCGAGUGAAUGAGAGAGCAGAGAGAGGAGGAAACCAAUUGUUUUCUAAGGCGUUUUCCACUCAAGCCUCUGGACUUCUUUGGACAUGUACACAGAAGGCGCACAAACAACGGGACACCACCGGUUUCACCAAAAGCACAUCAACAAUACAACACCCUGCUCCUGCCAGCACUGCGUCCACUAUGAUCAGCCAGCGUUCGGCCAACACGGUGGGCCAGCAUACCAACCAGCACCAGAGAGACAGACGGACCACCCAUCUCUGGACUGCAUGAGAGACGUCCAGGCCCCUCGGGUUAAAGACGUAGGGGGCAGAGCUAUCCUGGUGGACAGAGCAGAGAGAAGUGGUCAUCGCAGCCCACAGAGGAGGCCUGUGUUUGGGGGGCCGGGCCCUUACAGCCAGUCACACGACUUCAGCCAAGUUUGCCCCUGGGAACUGAACCCUGCCCAGUGGAGCUACCCACCGGAGCCCGGGGUGAGACACUACCCGUCUGUCAGGGAACAGUGUGGCUGUGUGAUGCGCUGCGACACCAGGGCACACCCCUUUAACGCUGGAAUACCUCAUCCUCUCCCACAUCUUCAGGUCAAAGGUCCAGGUUACCGGCACAGGAGGACAGUCAGGUAUGUCUGCGUCGACGAAGAGGAGGAAAGUUGUGGUUGUAAAUCUGAGAACUAUCAUUCUGAGCCACAAAAUCCCCAUUUAGGUCAUCUAAACAAGCCCAAUGGCCACUGUGGACAGAGGGCUGUGUUCUCUGAGGGAGGGGAGGAAAGAGAUAGCCAUCAGGACCGGGGCAGACUGAAGGGUGGAUCAGAGGAAGGCUGGUAUGGACGCGGUGGCUCUCACAAAGGUUUCUUCCCCACAGAAGUCCCCCAAAAACAGUUGAACCAAAGCAGACAGAAGGGGCCCUGCGUCCCACCCUCUGGCGUCACCGUCCCCAGUCCUGAGCCCUCCAAACCGACGACUAACGACCACCAGCGCCAGGGUUCGGAGGUGGUGACGCAGAAGAGGAGGCAGGAUUCAGUGAGGGAUCAAAUCAGACAAGUGGUGACAAAUCUGGAGGAUGUGUUGGGGGGUCUGAAGCAGGUUCACGUGGAGAUGAAAGAGGUGGUUGAGCAGAUUGAUCGUCUCACGGCGAGUAUCGACCUCAGCGACGAGGCGCCCUGCAUCUCUCAGGGGCCGUCCAGUAACUUCUCCUCUCAUCAUGGGGAGCUCAGACUGGCCCUGCUGCCCAAUCACCAGCCUGCUCCGGUCCCGACGUCGCAACACCUGGAAGAAGAUCGCAUCAUCUUAAGAACAAACUCUCCUUCUCCUGUUCACACGGCAUCAGUCGUCAAAACCAGCCGCUUCACUCCACCCAUCCACCAUAAAGACAUCAUCAAUGAGAGGCUGGGGUUAAACGGCCACCCGCCUCACCUGUAUCCCCCCAGAGACUCCCACCAUGUUGGGCAAACUCACUUAGAGCCACUUCCACACAGCCUGGACCCUAAAGUCAUUAUCGGUAACAGCACUUCUAAUUCAAGGACUCAGAAGCCUCCCCUGUACCCCCAAAAUGGGCGCUGUGGGAAGGGCCCUUACCCAUAUCCGAAGACUGUGAGACCCCCUGCGUACCCUGAGAGAGGCAGAGAGAGCACCAGCAUGGUGUGAGGAAGGGGGGAGUGGUCUGCCCCGGUGCCAAAGGGGGCCUGAAACAUGAGACCCUGCUGCAGCGAGUGGAGGUCAGAGUGGGACCAGGCAGGGGAACAACUCAUGCAGGAGCUGAUGCCGCUGAGAGGAGCUGUCAGCGGGCGGAAACAGAGCGCGGCCUGAAGGUGGGGAUAUUUCCAAAGGGAAAACUCCCCCCAAGAGUCGACCUGCGACUGUAUGUCACGCAGGCACAGGAGCAUGGAGGAGUGGCAGUCAAACCUCUGAGAAUUUAAGCUGUGCUAUUUCUGGAGAGGUAGAGGCAAAUAUUGAGCAGGGUAAACUGUGAAGAUAAGGAAUCAUUUUAUAGCAGUGUUUAUUUAUUUUAUACUAUUUUUUUAAUGCAAAGGAAUCUAUUUUCAGGCAGCUUACACUAGUCUAGAAAGAUACCUAAACAACGCUAUAUCAAGAUGUAUAUCAUCUAAGCUAUCGGAGAGAUAUUUUACAAAUAAAGACUUUAGGCUGUUUUUCCUCAAGGUUACAUGGUUGUUACAGUAUGUAAUGAAACCAUCAGCAAAGACACAGGGAAAUCAAAGAGGUAGAGAUUCACUUAAAAUACAACAAACUCUUCUCUUUCACACAAAUCAAUCUGACUUCUCAAUUAUCUAGAGAUGUUGGAUUGACUGCUGAUUGUCCCAGAUUUCAAUGUAAAAUAAAGUUAUUGACGGCAGCAUUUCAUCCCCAUCGACUGUUAAAUUAUUAAUGCAUUCACUGAGUCUGACGUAGUAAUCCCCAAAUGUUUCUGGAUGAUGUGGAAAUACUUCUUUGGCUGAUCUGGAGAUGGCGGUGUGUGAUCUCUCAUGGCCAUAUUCUGUCAGGGUGUCACGGGCCAGCCAGGCCACAGUCUGUGUUUCUGUUUGUUUAAAUCUUGUCUGAGAUUUUCACCACUCUGCUCUCACAAGCCACUGAUGCUGCUAUCAGAGCCCACCGCUUCCCUUCUGCUACUAAAAUAAUCCAUCCACAUCACAAAACAUUCCGCACUUCCUGUCUGUUUUUAUCACUGCUGGAGAGCAACAGUAUUGGGUCUGAUGAAGGAUGGCAAACUGAUAACUGUCCCGAGUCCCGACCACUUUGUCUCUCACUGUCUGCGUGGUGAAUCACAGAGGAGUUUGCAAAAAUGCGCUGAAGGUCGGACAGAAAGGUUAAGUGUAAGAGACCAAUAUCAACGGUCAAGAGCAAGAUUUAAAAUAAUGUUUUGUUCUUGGCAUCCUGAGCAUCCUUAUAUAUCAAGAUUCAAUAAUGGUAUACACCAGGGCAUUUCAUUAUCGAAUGAUCCGCCCAUUACUUUGUUUGAGUAAUCUUUAAGAGUUUAAUAUGUCAGGAAAUUGUGAUACAUUUCCAGAGCAAAACCCUAAAUCAGUGUCAUCUAGGUACGUUUGCUUUUUGAUAACAGAUUCAAUCUCAAUAAUAAAACGUGCUAAUUGGCAUUUUAGCUGCAAAUCAAAUGCAUCAGUUGCAGCUAGUUAAGAUAACUGAAUACAUGAACAGCACCAGCUUUAAACACAAUUGUACAUAGAUGUAAAACCAAGUAAGUACAACUUCCACGGCUGUCAUUCAAUGCUAUAGGCCCGAUACAUUACAUAGCCUUCAAUUGGAAAAGAGAGGUCUGUAAAUCAGGGGAUAUAGUUUAGGUAAAUCAAUCCAAGUCAGAAGACUCAAAUAGCUCUUAUUUAAAAUCACAAUGUCCUGAACGUUUUUUUAAUUCCCUAAACGCAAAAUCCAGAGAUAUCUGUAGUGAUCUUUUUUUGGAUUUAUAUGCCAGUAAGCAACUGUUAUAGGAACGGAACUGGCCCUGCCUCCAACGCUGUAUCCAGUUCUCUUUCUACACCCAUGGCUAGGGCGAGCUCACUAAAUAUGCUCAUGUUCAAAUGAAGCUGCUGUUCCAUGACGCAACUACAGACAUGCAUAAAACUAUUCACUUUAAAUGUUAUUUAACUGUUUUUAAAAGGGUCUACAUUCUCACAUUUGAGAAACUGGAACAGUUUGCUUAAUAAAUGCCUUUUUUGAUUGACUGGACUAUUAAAUCAUGUGCAGCAUUGUAUCUCUUAAAAUCUGUGUUUUAAUGCACGAUCAAAUACUAAAUAUUUGUAUAGCUUAGUCAUGAACUGUGUCAAAAAAUGUUCCAUAUUCCAGAUACAACAUCACUGCUUGCUAUUCAUAGGAGAGGCCUGUUUUGGCAGCGAGAUAAAAAGUAUUGUCUUAGAAAGACCUUUCCCCCAACUCUCCUAUCUCUAUUUCCAACUUUUAAAACAAAUGUGUUGUUCAGAGCGCUUUGUGAAUGCCAAGUUGGAAUCGGAAAAACAAUCAUCAAUCCUCAGAGCGAUCACACACAGGUCUGCAGGCUUGGAUCUCAGUAAUGUCUGCUGCACCUAAAGCCUCUUGGACUUUUGAGAAAGGCCAUGUCUCGGCCUGCUGUCCAAGUCUGAGCUUUUCUGCAUACCCAGUCUAUGAAUCUUGUCAGACAGAAGGCACACCGUUUGAGCCCUUGGCCGUGCGGCCUUAGUAAAUACAGGAAUGACUCUGGAAUUUCAGACAGAGAUUCAGACCAAGAACAACACUCUCUCGUUUGUCUUAUCUACCCAAAAAUAAUACCCAAGUAGGAUGCUGGUAAUACCACAAGUGUCAGAUUCCUGUCUAGAAGAGUAUUGUUCCUGGUGUGUUUGGAUUCUGGAUGGAAAAACACAACAUGCUGAACAACUUCAGUCUGAGAGGCUACAACCUGAUACUGACACACAGCUCAGCGCUAAUAAACCCAACAAACCUCAGAAAACAUUGGAACAGGCAGGAAGACAGAAAACAAGUCAAGGGAGUUCUAAUAGAUGGAAAGUUAAGUCACUGGAAAAACAAAGAGAUCAGAUUUAAGAUAAGGUAUGUCACACAUUUGAAAGCUAAUUGGCAUCUCAGAUACACAUGUCAGCAAAGAAAUCGGAAACAUCAGAAGGGACUUUCAGUACAGAAAGUUUGUAGCUGGUUAUGAUGUUAACCAGGCAAUGAUAUGUCCUUUAUCUACGAAAAAAAUGACCUUAAAAUGUUUGUACAUUUCACAACCAGGACUGUUGUGGCAGCCACUGCCAGUUACAAGCUAACAGGCUAACACGCUAUUAAGCUAAUAAUCUAAGAACCAACAAGCAAAUAAAAGAUGCAAACUUACCCUUA